Messenger RNA from Paralichthys olivaceus (Japanese flounder), 7486 nucleotides. It is a transcript of the gene ipmkb, whose product is annotated as inositol polyphosphate multikinase b. Gene Ontology annotation, molecular function: inositol-1,4,5-trisphosphate 3-kinase activity; inositol tetrakisphosphate kinase activity. Gene Ontology annotation, cellular component: nucleus; cytoplasm. Gene Ontology annotation, biological process: inositol phosphate biosynthetic process. Lineage: Eukaryota; Metazoa; Chordata; Actinopteri; Pleuronectiformes; Paralichthyidae. The record is from RefSeq and is a predicted model, not a curated record.
GUGUGGCUCUUUGGGCGUUGUUGGUUACGUAGAGAGGCAGCAGCCGCCCACACUGACCUGGAUCUGUGAGGAGAACCGGAGGAGAACCGGAGGAGAACCCGCAGAUCUCCUCUCAUACCAUGGACUCCAGCACAGCACGCCGUGUUUGGGAUCAUCGUCAACACACAGACCUCCGUAAUGAAGGCGCUCCGACGGCGAUGUGCCCCUGCUCUGCUAAGCUGUGACGCUCCAGCAGCCUAAUGGACAGUAUCGAUACGUUAUCGAUUGAAAUCUGGACUCAGUAGCUUCUUUAUGCAUUUGAGGGGUUUAUUGUCUCCGCCUGCCUCUGCAGCGCUGGACUGGAACUGGAUAUAACCUCAGCUUUUCUGACAGACAACAUCAUUUACUCCUCAGUGAGGAAGUGGAGCGACGUCAAGCUAACUGAACUGGGAACAGUUUAGGCCGGAAGUUGCGCUAUGCUGCCUUCAUAAUACGAUCGUUUUAUUUUGAAUUUGAUCUCCUGCGGUGGCGUGGAGCAGUGGGGGGAACCAGAAAAAACACAGGCGAUAUUUUUCAAUCAGUAAGAGAGCAUCGCGACUGUGGAAUUACGCCGCACACUACGUUUUAUUUCGGAGGCCCGGAACGGAAGUAGUAUUUGCUGCGCUGUGGUGGAGGCUUGUGGAAGUGGGAUGUGUCCAGGGUGUAUUUAUGCUGCUGUUCCAGAAAUGAAAAUCACUGGAUCCCUGUUGCUCCGGGAGAUCUGCUUCUCCUCCGGCCACAGCGGGCUGACCACAGCGGGCUGACCACACGGGUCACGUCGCUGGUCGAAAACAACGAGCACGACCGAGGCUUGUGCGCGUGUCUCACGUGGACCGGACCUUCUCUGCGAGGCUGCCCGACCUGUGCUGAUGUGGUGACAGCAUGUGAAUGAACACAGUCACGUCCAUUGUUUUAUUACACAUUCAGCUCUUCAGUUUUUUUUUUUGGACCAAGAAUCCGUUCUUUUCCUCCUUUUUAUUUUAUUUUUUAUUUUUGAACAAAUGUCAGCCACCCAGCAUCAGGUGAUGAUGGAGUCCUCUCUAGCUCUCGGCAGAUUGGAUCUGACCUCCAGCCCAGCCGCCGUGGGGGUCAGCAUGACCCCGCGGCUCCCCGGCGGACCCCCCGCCAAAGAGAAAAGUGGCCAGCGGCCGACGGGGCCACAAGGCCCGGCUCAUCUGAACGGCUGCGUCCCGCUGUCACAUCAGGUGGCCGGCCAUAAGUAUGGAGUCGAUAAAGUGGGCAUUUUGCAGCAUCCAGAUGGAACAGUCCUGAAGCAGCUUCAGCCUCCACCAAGAGGUCCACGAGAGAUGCAGUUUUACAGCAUGGUGUAUGCAGAGGACUGCUGUGAUCCGUGUCUCCUGGAGCUCCAGAACCACCUUCCCACGUACUACGGAACCUGGUCCUCUCCUGACAACCCCAGUGACCUGUACCUGAAGCUGGAGGAUGUGACUCGUCGCUUCGUAAAGCCGUGCAUCAUGGAUGUGAAGCUGGGCCAGCGCAGCUAUGACCCGUUCGCCUCGCAGGAGAAACGUGAGCAGCAGGUCAGAAAAUACCCACUGAUGGAGGAGAUCGGCUUCCUGGUCCUCGGCAUGAGGGUAUAUAACAUGUGCAGUGACACUUUUGACUCCUAUGAUCAGCACUAUGGAAGAGCACUGGUUAAGGACACUAUUAAGGAAGGUCUGGCUAAAUUCUUCCAUAAUGGUGUUUGUCUGAGAAAGGAUGCAGUGUCAGCCAGCAUCCACAGGGUGCAGCAAAUCCUCCACUGGUUUGAGUCUCAGCACCAACUGGCCUUCUACGCUAGUUCCCUCCUCUUUGUCUAUGAGGGACUCCCCUCUUCUUCCUCCUCUCCCUCCUAUUCCUUCCUUCUCAGCACCCCAUCCAUCAGCCCGACUGGGGUGAAAACAGCCACGUUGUCAUCAGCGGUUGACGGCUGUCAGAGGGGAGAUGGGGGAGCAAGACAGGAAGGGGUGGGGCAGGAGGAGGUGGUGGCCGAGUACAACAACAACAACAUUCAAGUGGUGGUGCCCUGGGACUUCAGCCUCGCCACAAUUUACACCAACCACAGGAAACAUGGCCACCACUGUGCCAAGGGUCAUCUCCAAGGCACCAGUGGAGUGGAUGAAGCUGUGGAGACAACAGUGAGCUCAGUUUCUGGAGAUAACAACUCUGUAUUGUGUCAGGAAGACAACUCCACAUGGAAACGAACGGGUGAGUCACAGCAACCACCGAACGGCAACAGAAACAAGCCACAACUGGAAAGAAACGUUGUAGAUGGAGAGCGGGAGGACCGCGGCAAGGGGAGGGAGGAGGAGGCAGAGGAGCUGAAAGGACAAGGGAAUGAGACUACAGAGGGGAGUGGAAGAGACACAGGGGUGGAGGUGAGGAUGAUUGACUUUGCCCACGUAUUCCCAAGCGAGAGCCACGAUCACGGCUACAUCUACGGCCUCAAACACCUGCUGACGGUGCUGGAGCAGAUCCUCUGUGAUGCUGCUUAGAGCUCCCACUCCUUUCCCAACCCAUCUGAAGCUCCACAACUGCUCCUCCCCGUCACCCCUCCUCCUCUCUUCUCAAAAGGCAGGGCAGAGGGAAGAAUCAAAGAAGUGGAUCUUAAAUCUGAACCAUCUUCGUUGUCAUCAUCAUCAUCAUCAUCAUCUCACCUGAUCGUGAUGGUCCAUCGGUUACAUGCGUGUGUGUGUUUGUGCGUGUGCCUGUAUGCAGAGGGGAAGUGGCAUAAGGUGACGGCUGCAUUUCUACAUGCUACAUGCACUAAUCAGUCCAUGAAGGCAUUACAACCCUGUACUUAAACACAACAUCGUCAUCUGCAUGAUUUACUGAUGCCCAGACAAGCUCCGUGUAACCUGAAAUUCAACUUUAGUCCAUUUAUAAUGCAUUGAAAUCUAAAAGAGGACAACAGUACAUAUGAAACUAGGGGGAGGGAUUAUACCAGUAAGAUACGUUUUUCAAGUAGCAAGAGUCCCUUUAAAGUCUUUUGUGUGCUGCAGAGUGUUAUGGCAAUAUGGUUUUACAUAUCUUUUAUAGAAAUGUGGGUUUGUUUUUCAGAUGCCAAAUGCAGACAUUUAAGUAACAAUUGAAUUUCUUUGAGAUUUACUACAUACUGUCAAUAUUGCAAUAUACAAUUACUUGUGCUUUAAUAGACAUUUUCAUCCGUUUUGCCAUUGCCACUGAUACGUUACAUGUAUUUUGAUAAAGCAAAUCCAACUUCUCUUUUUAAUCAGCUGUUAGAUUUUUCUAGCUGUCUGGCUUGAAGCUUAGUAGCUGUAAUAAUUUCAUCCAGCGUGACUCAGUGCUUUCUUUAAAGCAAGACUUCUGCUGAUCGGUGGCAAGGAGCGGUUUCUGCAACCACAAGUGGUUUAUACAGGAAGUGCAGGAAGUUCAGAGUGCAUAUACCAAGUCAGUCAGCACCAUCACAUGGUUUUGGAGCUGUUGUGUUCUUUCUUUAAAGCAUAAGGUUGUUUUAAAAACUGGCAAAUUAGGAGACAGAUUAGGACUGGAAAUGAUUCAAGCUGAUAUGAUGCAUUCUAAACAAUACCUGGAUCGGAACCACUCCCGAUCCUUUGGAUUGGCUUCGUAUUCUCCUGCUCCAAAGCUUUUCAUCAGUGGAAGAAGUUUGUUUGAUCGUCAUGGAAAAGAUCUGUUGACAUGAGCUCAGAGGCUGUUACCGGUCCGCGAAUAGUAGUUUAACAGCUGUGGAUUCGGCUGAUCCUCAGUCAUAUGCUGAAAACAGAUUUUUCAUAUCCAGUUUUUUUUAAAUCAAGCAACCCGAAAGUUCACUUUAGCUGAUAAUUAUUGGACAGUGAAGCUUAUAUAUAUAUAUAUAAAAAAACUACAUAAACUACAGUAGUUACUACAGUUUCACAGCUCGCUGACAAAUCCCUCCAUUGCUAACCGCAUUCGUUUUCAGGGCGUCUUGAGAGUCAGUUAACCCAGAUUUGCUCCCAGUUUGUGAGCAUCGGGUAAAACAAUAAGUCUGCAGAAUGUUGUUGUUUAAGUCGGGUUGUCGUUUUGUGUUUUUGUUGAAACCACUGUCUACAGGUAUCUAACUCAGGUAAAUUUACUGUACGAAAAAUGUUUAAUAUUACUACUAUUGUCCUACAAGAUGAUCCUCAUGCUGUCUGGUUGUUCAACUCUACAUGAUUGUUUUAUAUAGUCUUAUCUCAUGAUUGACCUGAUCUCAUCCUCUUAACCAUACAAUGAACUUACACAGUGUAUUGUCUUUUACCAUGGCUAUUUUAAUUGUUGUACAUGUUCAGCUGCCAAAUCACCUCUUUUUUCUGAAGCCUGUGCUCCUCGCUGUGGACUACAAAUCAGUCUUGGAUUAGCCAUGAGCUCCUUCGUGAUUUCCAUUUAUCGUUAUGCAAUGACUUGAUUUAUAUCCGGGCAACAAUUGGAAGCUCCACCCUUCCCGAUGCUUUGUGGGGUUUGACAGAAGCAACAUGUUAUACUGGGGGGGACAUAUGAUGUGCUGUGAUUGGUUGACAUUACUUUAAUAAUUAUAACUUCCCUAAGGAUUUUUAAGAUUGUAGUAAAAAGAUUUUUGAGACGUGCUGCUUUAAUGAGAUUCUACUGACUGAGUCGCUGCUAAAAAAGGGAAAGACAGCAACUGAAUGGUUUUAUGUUUUUUUUUUGGGUGGGGGGGGUGUUGGGGCUUCUGUGGCUCAGUGCAGGUGGAUGUCAGAAUACUGGAUCCUAGUAAAGCACGAGGAUUUCAGGUGGAGCAAACGGCUUCGCCGGUUCAUUAGAGUCAUAUUUGGUAAAGAUUGAUUGAUACACAGAGUGUCUGGUCUGUACGCUAAUUCUAAUGUCCUCGUACCAGGUCUGAGGGUGCUGUGAACUGUAUUGACACCAGUGCUGCGGACACAGUGUAGCUGCGGUAGAUUUCUGGAAGCCUGAGGCGGUUUGUCUCGUCCAGACAUAACAUAGAUGUUGUGUUUUCUUUUGAAAACAAAUUGAAGUUGGUUUCAGCCUCAUGCCAUGGCCUUCAUUAGCAGAUUAGGUUUGGGUUGGUGCACGCCACAAGAUUUAACUGAAAGCUCUGGGGGGAAAAAACAUGGUAAUUAGACCUUGUGAUAUUUUAUUUUCUGCGAAUUUUGUUUUGUUUGACUUUGAAGCUCAAGUUCUGUUUAGUUGUGCAAAUAUUCACGAGCAGUUCAAUCUUGAGUUUGAUAAGUCAUGGUCACAAUGAGGGAUGUCCCACGACGGAUGGAAGCCUUUCACCCCCGAGACCAGGCAGGAUUACCAGCGCUACCCCAGACACCCAGAGGCCCCCGGGCAGGUUCACAGUCUGACUUGCGGUCAUUUGAUUAGUUUCUAGUUAAUGUUUUUUCCAUCCCACAUAAGGGAAAUCAAAAAUACGUUUAGCAAUCCCACUAAUCACAACAGAAAUGAGAGUGAAGCUUUCAGUGUGAAUGUCCAUCCUCAUCUCAGUCUGAUGUUCUAGUGUGAUUACAGCCAAUGAAGUGUUGUGUCUCCCUGCUCUCUGCCUGUACACACUAGCACAAAUGCAACAGACUUUUUAACCAACUGUGUGUUUUUAAGAUUGAAAUAGUUCCACUUUAUCAUUGUUAAGUUGCCUUUGUGCCACUGUCUGGUCUUUAAGUUUCUGUACAGCUUUACUGACCCCAUCCUCUGUUCUCUACACUAACAAGGAGCUGCUUUAAAAUCUAAUGCUAUACGUCACUGCCCCAGAACGCCACAAACCAGCUUUGAUUUUACCUGAGAAUAUGCACAGACCUCUGCAGCUUGUAAUACAUGAUUAUAACCAAACCAUAUGAAAACACUUAUCUUUGGCAAAUUAACGUAAUCAAAUGUAUUUUGAUUUUAAUCUGAACCAAAAGAGACUGCAAACUAUCAGAAAUAUUUUUUCUAACCUUUUUUAAAAAAUUAAUACAUAAUCAAUGUGAAAUUUAGGGAUUAUUUUAGGGAUAAUAACAGGAGUUAGAGAAGAAUUUAUUUUUUUAGUCACUGCCUUAUUUUCUGUUCAUGUCUCCAUGUUGUGUCUGUGUUUGAAAUAUUGAUUAUUGAUCAUUCUGGCAGCUUUAUGAAUCUCUCCUGUUUCUAGUCAGUUGUAUUAUGGCUAACUAACAAAGGCAUAUCAUGCAUUAGCAUACAGGGCAUUGUUGAUUGAAUUGGUUUGAUAGUGAACUGACCCGCUGUAAUGCAACCUUUAACUUUGACCCCCCCCCCUUCAAUCAGUGUCAACCGAUGUUACUGAGAGCUUUUAUUUGAAGGGUUUUUUUUACAUGUUGAUCCCAUUUAUCACAUCUCAUUAGUCAUUCCCUCUUUACAUCACAGCCUGGAGCAGUUUUAGAUCAUUUACUUUCUAUGUUUCUCCAGCCUCCUCUCAGGCUUAUGUCUGCCUGUACCGUUUGAUGGUCUGAAUGACCAUCACUGACUACAAAGACUAAACACUCUCGGUAUGGAGCCAGGAGUUGGCCACUGGAGUAAAUUAUGGGUAUAUGUAAAUGUACCUUUUAACACUGCAAGUUGAUUUUCAUAGCACAGUGAAACAGUGACUGCCUAGACAUUACAAAAUACAUAUAAAGCAUAAUGAAGUAAUUGCAAUGGUAACGUUAGUGGUAAAUGGGUUAGAACUUGUAUUAAACCCUUUUAUUGGCAUCUACCAGCAGCAGCGCAGACAUGUAACAGAACUGACCACUUCUAAAUUUGAUCAUUUGGAUAGUUGUGCAUGUUGCAGGUUUGUAAGAUAGAAUUUAGAGUCUGGAUUCAGACCUGACCACUCACCUCUGCUACCUCACAAGUGUGGUAUCAUCUCUGGUUGCUCCUUUACCCAUACUGGAAAUAAAUAUGACACCAUUGCAUUGUAGUCCUCAGGACUACAAUGCAAUGUAACUGCUUGCACUGCAUGGCGUGUGUCAUAUCGGCGCGGACCACACUGGGCCAUGCUGACUUGUGAUAAUCCAGGGUGAGUGCACUGUAUCAGUCCAACAGUACAAAUUAAAUUGACUUCUUUUCUGGCUCCUCACCUCUCAUGAUUAAGAUGCGGAAGAAGGGAACCUGUGUUUGCUCUGGUUCUAUGUUGUUUACAUUUCUGCUGCUCUCCUUGUGACCAGGAAAAGUCCAAUACAGGCCAAAACAUGAUUUACAGUAUAUUCUAGAACUCCAGCUUGUUGGCUUCUCCGAUUUGAAACUUGUCUUUCGUGCACUACAGAGUAAUGGAUAUAAUGGAAUAGCCAGUUGGUGACAUUUAAAACAGAAUACCUAAGCUGUUAAUCUCCAUUGAAGAACCAUAGAGCUGGUGUGACCUGUUUUAGACCAUAACUACAAAUAUAUGUACUGUACAUUACUGCCAGCUGUUUUCAAAGCACGGUGUUCAUUGAAUUGAGUAAAUGUCCGGGUUGAUUCAGUUGCUUUUGUUUGCGUUACAAUUCAAUCAAACGUGAUCUUUUCUCUGAUAAAAUCAAGUCCAGUUAGAGACUGCAUAUUCCAA